AUGACUGUUUUUACUGGUCUCUUACUUGUCUUUGUUCUCACACAAUCUCAGAAUCCGGUAGAGGACGGCACUGAAUCUGGUGCUCUUGAGUUGGUCUCUGUCACAGAAGAGGAGCUUCCUGUAGUCGAGACGCCCACAACCUUCAAUGUGAGUUCCUUCAGCAGUCAAAACAGUCACUUCUACGACCCAGACUCGCAGGACCCUCAUGUCCCCGUUGAGCUGCCCACUGUGGUGUCCGCUCCACUGCCUGUGUAUAAAGUCCAGAACAUUCAGAUCCCACCCAGCCCAGGUGUGCCCGUCAUCAAGGUCCAGCCCUUCUUGGUUGGAGAAAGACUGUCAGACUUGAAGUCUUUGUGUUGGCCGUAUGUGUCUCGCAGAUUGCUGGCUCUGCUCAUCAUCUUGGGCUUGCUAAUUGUCUUGAUUUUGGUUCUAGGAAUAGGUUUGGGAGUGGGUCUGAAGAGCUGCUCAGGAAAGUUUCAGUGUUUGUCGUCGGUUCAGUGUAUCAGCAGAAAUGCUGUGUGUGAUGGAGUCGAGGACUGUGGAGAUGGAGAAGAUGAGCUCAACUGUGUGCGUGUGAGUGGCAGGAGCUCUGUGCUGCAGGUGUUCAGUAGGGGCUCAUGGAGGACUGUGUGCUCUGAGGGCUGGGAUUCUCACCUGGGCUCAGUAGCCUGCAGACAACUGGGAUACAGCAGUUAUGUGAACUCUACUGAAGUUCCCAUCUCCUCCAUUGAAGCAGUCUAUCAGAAUAAUCUAGUGGCUCUUAAUAUCAACCAAACAGGACUUAAAGACAACUUCAAGAUCCAAAACUCUUCAUACCUCAGAAAGACUCGAUGCAGUUCUGGUAUAGUGACUGCUGUCAAGUGUAUAGAGUGUGGAUCCAGGCCAGGUGUCCGCAGUCGUAUUGUGGGAGGGAACGUGUCGAGGUCUGAGCUGGUCCCAUGGCAGGUCAGCCUGCAUUAUCAGAACCAGCAUCUGUGUGGAGGAUCAAUCAUCAGUGAGCGCUGGAUUCUCACUGCUGCGCACUGUGUGUACCACUUUGAUCAGCCACUGUUAUGGGGCGUGUAUGCUGGGAUAACAGACCAGCCAUUGAGUGGAUCCGGAGCUCUCUCUUUGGAGAAAAUCAUCUACCACGCCAACUACAGGCCAGGAGAAUUCAGCUACAACAUAGCGCUAGUAAAGCUUAAACUACCUCUGUCCUUCAAUGACCAAGUGGCACCCAUCUGUUUGCCCAGUUAUGGCGAGAGCUUUGAGGAUGGACAGAUGUGUUUGAUCUCAGGCUGGGGAGCCACAGAGGAUGGUGGAGAGGCCAGUGUGUCCCUACAUACCGCUCAGAUCCCAUUACGGUCCAGCAGAGACUGCCGCAGACUGGGUCUGACCUCCUGGAACAUCUGUGCAGGAUUCUCACAGGGUGGUGCUGGAACAUGUCAGGGGGACAGCGGAGGGCCGCUAGCCUGUCAGGGGUCCGGGUGGACAUUGGUGGGGGCAGCCAGCUGGGCUGAGAGUUGUGGACAAAAAAACAAACCAGGAAUUUACACCAGCAUAAGUGAAGCUCUCACAUGGAUUCAGCAACAAAUGGAGAAAGAAGAGGAUCAGCAACACUGAGCAUCUCAUGGUGGAUGAGCUUCUGCUGGACUCCAUGCACAUAUUUCCAUACCUGACAUCCCUUAUCCAACAUAACUUAUGAAGGGGAAAUUAUGUUAUGACUCUUUCUAUAAUUUUGGGUACAAUUAAUAUCAGGAAAAACAAUAAAUUAACUAUUGGUUUCAGUUGAAAUAUUUUUCAACAGUGUAACUUGUCUGCUAGUUGCCAAGCUUAAUCAUUAAACACCAAUUUGAUAGUACAGAUGAAAAGAUGUUUUCUCUGGGGGUGAGUUUGUCAACUAUGUUAUGGAAAAUUGACUGGUAACAUAGUUGACAACUUCACCAUUUUGACUGAUUUGGUUGGCACUGUCUGGCUAACCAAAUGUUAUUUUCUUGAUCAGGUUAACCUGAAUCUUUAAUGUUUAUUUGAAUUAAAAUUAUAAAAAUAUUGCAAAUUGUAACAAUGUACCCAACAUAGUUGAUGGGCAAUUAAUACUGUGUACUCCUUGACAAUAUGUCACUGGAGAUCAAAUAUAGAGAAAACUAAGAGGACAUUUACCAUCAUAAUGUGUUGGAAAUGUUCAUUUUUCUUAGGUAUUUGGAUUGUAGAAAUACAUUUAAUAUUGAUAAUUUUGAUUUGAACUUUUUUUAUUCAUUAUUUUUAACUAAGUCAAGACCACCUCAAUUCAAAAAGUGGACAUUGUAAAAACCAUAAUUUAAGGGACAUAAAGGCAAAAUUAAGGUUUAUUUAAUGUGGUGAGAUCAAACUGAAAAAUGUGAGAUUAUACUAUGUAUUCUAAUAACGGAUAAAAUAUAUAUUUCUUAAGAAAAUUGCAAAAAAAAAAAAAAAAAACUGGACAUGAAAUGUACACUAAAUUAUAUAAUGACCCAAAUAUAUAAAUAUAAUUCCUGUUGAUUCUGUUGACUAUGACAAAAGUAAAUUUAAGAAAUUUACAUUUAUUUGUAAAAUAUAUCUAUUUAUUGUACAUUAUUUACUUGUAUCAUUUAUUUAUUUGUCUAAACUUUUAAGUGCAUAUAUUUUUGUAAGGCCAAAUGUAUACACAAUUAACAUGUGAUGCAUCAAUUAUCUUUCAUUAAAUUAAUGUUAUUAAGAGAUUCACCGUAUUAAAAAGUCUCUGUUUUGCUCCUCUGAAUCUCUGUAUUCUUGCCUUCACUUCCUUUGUUUUUGCUAUAAAUCAUACACGAAGUGUUUGAGAAAUUAAUAAAUGCUAAACCAAACAAAUCCAGAGAAAACAGACCAACAGUAAUCCUAAACAAACCCCAACAUUUUCCACUUUCCAUGAACUACAUUACAAUUUUAGUCAAAUUAAUUAUUUGUGUACACCC
This is a messenger RNA of Cyprinus carpio (common carp), 2927 nucleotides long. Its product is annotated as transmembrane protease serine 3-like. The transcript is spliced from 13 exons. Gene Ontology annotation, biological process: acrosome reaction; proteolysis. The record is from RefSeq and is a predicted model, not a curated record. The coding region runs from base 1 to 1602 and encodes 533 amino acids. NCBI's taxonomy places the organism in Eukaryota, Metazoa, Chordata, Actinopteri, Cypriniformes, Cyprinidae. Gene Ontology annotation, molecular function: protein binding; serine-type endopeptidase activity. Gene Ontology annotation, cellular component: membrane.